AAAAAAAAAACUACAACCGGGUUAGUAUGCAAAAACACAGCAUGUAAACAAACGCUACUGUAGCCUGCUGAUGUGACAGACGUGCAUGGAUCACAUGGGGGAGUGGCAGCAAAUUAUUAUAAAUCAUAGAACAGUAAAACCUGCCUUUUGUGUGUCGCACUUUAAGUGCUAAUUAACACAACAACAAAAAAAUUGGGCAGUGUGUGAAUCAGGACCGCUGGUGGCGUGUCUGUUUGGUUAUAUUUUAAUUUAUUUUUUAGCGACAUGUUACGAACCAAGCUCGUAUGCUACAGACAGGCGCUGUUGUUUGGGGGAUGGGGGAGGUCGAUGAGUUCAGUGCCCCCCCAGCCCGUCCCCCCCCUGUCUCAGACCAUGUCCCGCUACCUGCGUGCCCUGGAGCCCCUUGUUACCCCCCCUGAACUGGAGGAGAGUAGAGAGGGGGUGCAGGAGUUAUCUAAGAGGGGGGGCCUGGGGGAGCGGCUGCAGAAGAGCCUGGAGAAGAGGGCUCAGCGCACACACAACUGGGUGUCCGACUGGUGGCAGCACACUGCCUAUCUGGAGAGCCGCUUGCCCCUGCCAGUGCAUUCGAACCCGGCCAUGGCUCUGCCCCAACAGGACUACAGCAACUGGAAGGGGCAGCUGGGGUUUGCAGCUAAACUCAUUGCAGGAGUUCUGGAUUUCAAAGCAAAGAUUGACAAUCACACUCUCUUAGUGGAGUAUCUUCGUGGUCGGCCUCUCUGCAUGGAUCAGUACAGGCAGAUAUUUUCGUCGUGUCGUGUUCCGGGUCCCAAGCAUGACCACGUGAUGCACUUCGCUGGGGUGCGCCGGCCCCCCACCCACAUCACCGUGGUGCGGAACUUCCAGUUCUUCCAGUUGGAGGUGUAUAACAGCGAUGGCUCUCCCCUCACGGUGGAUCAGAUCCACUCGCAGCUGCUGAGGAUCAGAAGCCAGUCCUGGAAGACAGACAAGGAGCCGAUGGGGAUCCUGACCAGUGAGCAUCGAAACACCUGGGGACAGGCUUACAACACCCUGCUGAGAGACAGGAUUAACCGUGAAUCGGUGCGUGCGAUAGAGCGCGGGAUCUUCACGGUGUGUCUGGACGCCCCGGUCAUGCGCAUGUCAGAGGAGCGCUACACCAGCCGCAUGGCGGCUCAGAUGCUGCACGGGGGAGGGACCUACUCCAACAGCGGCAACCGCUGGUUUGACAAGACACUGCAGUUCAUUGUGGGAGAGGACGGCGCCUGUGGGUUGAUCUAUGAGCAAGCUACUGCAGAGGGGCCUCCCAUAGCAACCUUAGUGGACCACGUCUUGGACUACUGUCAACACCCCGAGACAGUUCGAUCUCCCAUGGUUCCUCUGCCUCUGCCAAAAAAACUCUAUUUUUACAUCACGCCUGAAAUCAAGAGAGACAUUGAGCAUGCCAAGCAGAACCUGGACAUUCUAAUAAAUGACCUGGAUAUCAGAUGUUUCACAUUCAGGGAAUUUGGGAAGAAUUUUCCAAAAAAGUACAAACUCAGUCCGGAUUCCUUCAUCCAAGUUGCGCUGCAGCUGGCUUAUUACAGGAUGUAUGGGUGUCUGUGCUCCACGUGUGAAAGCGCCUCCCUCAGAAUGUUCAGGGGAGGGCGGACCGACACCAUCCGCUCAGCGACCAAUGAGGCGCUGCGGUUUGUGGAGGUGAUGGAGGACCCACAGGCAGGGGCUGAGAUGAAGCUGGCAUUGCUGAAGGAAGCCAUUGAGGCUCACAGCACCUACACAGAGCAGGCACUCCAAGGGCAGGCCAUCGACCGUCACCUGCUGGGCCUGAAGCUGCAGGCCAUCGAGGAGGGACUGAGCGUGCCCGAGAUCUUCAUGGAUACGUCGUACGCCAUGGCAACGCACUGGAAACUGCACACAGGACAGGUGUCGGCCCGUACGGACUGUGUCAUGUGUUUCGGGCCGAUGGUUCCGGACGGGUACGCGGUGUGCUACAACCCCCUCCCAGAGCACAUCAACUUCUCAGUGUCGGCUUUCAACUGCUGCGCUGAGACCAACGCCGAGAAACUGGCGCGAUCCCUGGAGCAGGCCUUGAGGGACCUGCAGGAGCUGGUACUGCCCAGGGAGGACUGAGAGAGCCGGGGUGAACAAACAAACUCAGCUCCACAGAGUGGGACCAGCGGGACCUCCGAAAAAAUGACCAUGGACAUUUUUGGAUUGAUCUGCAGUGUUUAUGCAAUGUUUACGUGGUUAGCAGUGUUUGUUACUGAUGGUGUUAAAGGAUUCCUCGCCAAUUAAAUAAUGACAUCACUCCUCUGGAAUCCCUGUCUACAGGCAAACCUUUUUGCAUCCAAAAUUCCUCUCGUACGAGUUAUGGACUUGUGGCCUGAUUUUCAGGUAACUUAAUUUGAGUAAGUCUCUCAUCAUCUAAAAUAGUCACAGUUUUGCAGAUUUUAACUUCAGUGAGCGAAACUGAACAUUAAAAUCCAAAAGCAAAAUCGAUUUUUAUAUGUUUUGAAAUUGAUACCAAAAAACUGCCCUUGGUUUGGAAGAUACAGUACGGAAUGUAUAUAGAUGAAUAGUCAUGCAAUCAUUUUGUAUGUUGAAUUUAGAUUAGGAAACUGAGCUGAGGUGCAAUGGUCUGGCUGUAAUUUCUUUAAGAGAUUCUAAUGACCAGUUACUGAGUAAGAAUUGCUGUCUGUAGAUGACUCACCUUGACAGGUGCAGUAUGUUUUGGGAUAACCCACAACUACCUAUGAGAACAAAAUAAAAUGAGGAGAAAGUACAUUUUAAUACAGUAUUCCUUCUCAAAAUGUACACAUUGGGGAAAAGGGGCAAACUAUGCAAAAGCACUUUAUGAGUAUUCUUUAUUUGCAUAUAGAUAUGCGCUUACAAACCAGCACUUAUGGAAAGUUUCAUAUACUGUGAUUUGAGGCUACAGUGGUUCUUAAAAUACAGAAUAACAUUGCUCAAAAGCUAUUGAAUAGCCUGACAGCACACUAAACAUAAUUGUAUUGUGUAUUCAGCUCAAUAAAGAAUUAUAACACA
Messenger RNA from Acipenser ruthenus (sterlet), 3021 nucleotides. RefSeq names its product carnitine O-acetyltransferase-like. The record is from RefSeq and is a predicted model, not a curated record. The coding region runs from base 265 to 2106 and encodes 613 amino acids. NCBI's taxonomy places the organism in Eukaryota, Metazoa, Chordata, Actinopteri, Acipenseriformes, Acipenseridae. Gene Ontology annotation, molecular function: carnitine O-acetyltransferase activity. Gene Ontology annotation, biological process: carnitine metabolic process, CoA-linked. The transcript is spliced from 14 exons. Gene Ontology annotation, cellular component: peroxisome.